UUUCUCUUUCCCAUCUCAGGAAUUCAAACAUGACCAGGAAGAUCUUCACAAACACCAGGGAGCGGUGGAGGCAGCAGAAUGUGAAUAGCGCCUUUGCCAAGCUGAGGAAGCUCAUCCCCACUCAUCCUCCAGACAAAAAGCUGAGCAAAAAUGAAACGCUUCGCCUGGCAAUGAGGUAUAUCAACUUCUUGGUCAAGGUCUUGGGGGAGCAAAGCCUGCAACAAACGGGAGUGGCUGCUCAAGGGAACAUUCUAGGGCUCUUCCCCCAAGGACCCCACCUGCCAGGCAUGGAGGACAGGACUCUCCUUGAGAACUACCAGGUUUCUUCACCUAGUCCAAGCCACCACAUUCCAUAGUGUGGCUCUGGCUGUCAUCACCCAGGUCAGCACUCGCUCAGAACUCCCUGGCUGUGGACAGCCUUUCACAUGUCCUAGAGUCGACACAAUAGUAACUGGUGAGGCAUGAACUGAAGCUUCCUAGGAGGUGGCUCAGGGACAGCUGCAGGGAACCUGGAGGAGACCAUGAGGAAUGUCACUUUGGAGUCCACCCACCCCGCAGGGCUUCGGGCAGAGUGACCUGCCUCUGUCUGUUAUCCAGAUUCUGCAUAAGAUUUUUGGAAAAACGAAUUGUA
This is a messenger RNA of Carlito syrichta (Philippine tarsier), 631 nucleotides long. It is a transcript of the gene TAL2, whose product is annotated as TAL bHLH transcription factor 2. The transcript has a single exon. Gene Ontology annotation, molecular function: RNA polymerase II cis-regulatory region sequence-specific DNA binding; protein dimerization activity; DNA-binding transcription factor activity, RNA polymerase II-specific. NCBI's taxonomy places the organism in Eukaryota, Metazoa, Chordata, Mammalia, Primates, Tarsiidae. Gene Ontology annotation, biological process: regulation of transcription by RNA polymerase II. The coding region runs from base 30 to 356 and encodes 108 amino acids. The record is from RefSeq and is a predicted model, not a curated record.